This is a messenger RNA of Cygnus atratus (black swan), 1497 nucleotides long. RefSeq names its product protein spinster homolog 3-like. The coding region runs from base 1 to 1497 and encodes 498 amino acids. The transcript has 11 exons. The record is from RefSeq and is a predicted model, not a curated record. NCBI's taxonomy places the organism in Eukaryota, Metazoa, Chordata, Aves, Anseriformes, Anatidae. Gene Ontology annotation, cellular component: membrane. Gene Ontology annotation, molecular function: transmembrane transporter activity. Gene Ontology annotation, biological process: transmembrane transport.
AUGCAGAACCCUAGUGCACAUGAAAGCACAGGCUUGCAGUCCCAGCCACCUCCUGAGGAGCAGAAUUAUGGAGCUACUGAAGCCCAUGAGAGACAAGGUCCAUUUGUGUCAGUGUCAAGGAACAGUCCAGCAAAGAGAGAUUACCUGAUAGUUGGUGUGCUAUGCUAUGCGAAUUUAAUAAAUUUCAUGGAUUGGUUUAUUGUACCAGGGAUCCUCUUGGAUAUACAGCCAUACUUUAAUCUCAGCGAUGACGAGGCAGGUCUACUGCACACAGUCUUCAUCUUGUGUUACAUGCUGGCUGCCCCCUUCUUUGGAUACCUUGGUGACCAGUACAACAGGAAAAUCAUCCUUGGAGCUGGUAUUUUCUUCUGGUCUGUUGUAACAUUAGGAACCUCAUUCAUCAGUGAAUCGUAUCACUGGAUAUUCUUUCUUUCACGGGGACUAGUUGGCAUUGGCACGGCCAGUUAUUCCACAGUAGCACCUACCAUCAUUGCAGACCAAUUUGAUGAGGGAAAAAGGACCACAAUGUUAUCUGUCUUCUAUAUCUGCAUUCCAGUGGGAAGUGGUCUUGGUUAUGUCCUAGCAUCCGGCAUGGCAGGUGUCACAGGUGAUUGGCACUGGGCAUUCCGGGUAACUCCUUGCCUGGGAGGUAUAGCACUGGUUCUUCUGAUUAAACUGGUCCCUCACAAGAUCCAGAGAAGGACAGAAGCACACAGAGCAUUGAGCAUAUCUGGCACAAUACGAGUAGCAGCUGAAAAACCUGGUGUACAGAGAUCUGCCAAGACUACUUGGUGGCAAGAUGUCAUAUCACUUGGCAAGAAUUGCAGUUUUGUCUGGUCCUCACUGGGUUUGACUGCCAUGGCCUUCGUUACUGGAGCGCUGGGAAUGUGGGUACCGAUGUUUCUUCACAGGGCUCAGGUUGUCCAGGGCACUGUAUCACCAUGCCUUGAAAAAUCAUGCAGUUUAUCUAACAGCCUAAUAUUUGGAGGCAUCACCAUUGGGACAGGAAUCUUGGGUGUCAUUGCUGGGGCAGAAGCUGCAAGAAGAUUAAGGAAGAUAAACAACAGAGCUGAUCCUCUGAUCUGUGCCACAAGCAUGUUUGUUUCUGCUCUGUGCUUAUUCAUAGCGCUGAUGAUGGCACAGAGGAACAUCACUUCCACUUUUAUUUUUAUUGCAUUUGGAGAACUCUUUUUAUCUGCAAACUGGGCUGUUGUGACAGACAUACUGCUGUAUGUCGUGACACCGAGGCGGCAGUCUACAGCUAUUGCCCUGCAGAUUUUGGUGAGCCAUUUGCUGGGAGAUGCAGGCAGCCCAUAUCUUGUUGGGACUAUCUCCAAUGUUAUUCAGGCCAAGAACAAUCACUCAGUCCAGUGGAGUUUCAGGAGCCUGCAGUACAGCUUCAUCAUCUGUGUUUUUGUUGGUGUCAUUGGAGGAGGUUUUUUCCUCCUAACAUCUUUCUACAUUGAAGACGAUCGUAAGGAAGCAGAGAAGCUCUAA